Molecule: messenger RNA, 2208 nt
Organism: Chanos chanos (milkfish)
Lineage: Eukaryota; Metazoa; Chordata; Actinopteri; Gonorynchiformes; Chanidae
Gene: heatr4
Product: HEAT repeat containing 4
Exons: 13
Molecular function (GO): oxidoreductase activity
Source: RefSeq, a predicted model, not a curated record
ACGAACGAACAUUUAAAAAGCUUGAAUAGAUCACUUAAUGACAGAGAGAAGCGGCUUUACAGACAGUUUCUCCACGAUGCCUCCGAAGACCUCUCGUUCUCUGAGGAUGUGAUGUGGGAGAGGGGUGCAGGCUCCGUUCACGACAGCAAGGCUCAUUUUCGCUGGCUUUUCCGAGCCACUGGCCCCCUGGGUCCCCUCAGCAGACGUAAGAUCCAAAGAGAUGGUGCCCAUCGACAGCCUCACAAAAAGAGCAGGGAGAUGGCCCCACUGCAUCCCUCUUUACAAAUCACCUGCAUUAUUCCACUGACCCCCAAAGACUGUUUCACACUUCUCAGUCACCAAGAGACUACGUCGGACGUUAAUAGAACCACGGGGCAGCGACGGGUUUCACUUAUAUCCAGCGAUCUCAAAGAAAUCUUCACUGAGAACUGGGAGGACUGGACAAAUGACAGUUACUGGGACAAGUCGGCAGUUAAGACUCUGAUCUCGACGACAGUCCAGAGCAAACAGACACCAAGGCAAAAUGACUUGGCCAGAGUCAGUGAGCCUGAAAAGAAAGAGGACAUCGGUGUGGAUGAAUUCGGCCACCACCCUAGUGCUUCCGCAGAAUCAGAUGCCAUGCAAAGCAGCAGGGCCACAAUGUCACUGUUAGAAUACUACGGGCAACACAACCUGAACCCUCGGAGUGGAGCCCGCGUCUCUCACACGAAGAAUGAUAGAACGGGCCGGAUGAAGACAGGGUCACAUCGGUGGGUGAACGUCCCUGCCAAGGCCGACCACGCCGCUGAGACGACACCGGAGCCGGCAGACCACGGCAGGAAGGAGAUGAAGGUGCCCAAACAGAGGCACGGCUACGAGCCCAUGUCGGAAAAGGCCUUAAUACACAACGCCAUGGAAGAGUGGAGAAACGCUUGGAAAAUCAAAUGCUGUUGGCAGAGCGCCACCAUUGGAGGUCUGAGAAGCGCUCUGACUGACCUGCACUCCUACGUCCGUCUGCAGGCGAUCGUCUCAUGCGCUUUGGGGGCGGUCAACCGACCGGGGCAGGAACUGGGCCUAGAUCGUGCAGGUGAGUCUGUUUGUAAGAAAGGUCGCUCUUGGAAGAUGGAGGCUGUGCCCCCAGAGCUGAAGCCCUUGCUCCUGUCUGCUCUAAACGACCCCGUGAAACAGGUGCAGGUGGCCGCCGCCGUGUGCCAGUACGCAGCGGGCAUGCCCAACGACCGCGCCAGGGAAAUCCUGCGCGAUGCCAUUCUGCAAGAUUCCGUGGGCACGGGCGCGGACAGCUGCGUGGCGGCGCAGUGCCUGGCGAUGGAGGGAGACGCAGGUCAAGAGGUCAUCCAGAGACUCGUCUCUCAGCAUUUCUUUAGCGACAGCCGCUUGGGCCAGACGCAGACCGCAACCCUUCUCUCCAACAUUAGCAGUAAGGCGACUCUAGUGCGCUCUCUGCUGGCGGAAAAGUUGAACUGCACCAGCUGGAGGACCAGACUGUUAGCCUGCGGUACCAUAGCCCUGCUCAAAUGCUCGAUUAACAAGGACGUGGUGAACAAGCUCAUAUUCCUGAUGUGGAAUGACCUGAGGGCAGAGGUGCGACAGGUGGCAGCACAGGCCCUGCUGAAACUGGGCAUGGACGCAGAACUAUACAACGAGCUACGAGCUAAGCUGGAGGACGGUCCGAAUUCCCUGCGGGUGGAGGCUCUGAUUCUGAUUGGUCAGCUGAGAAUAAUGAAGGCCAAGCUGCUGUCUCUCUUUCUGAACUGCUUUAAAGAUGUCUGUAUGGCAGUGCGUCACCAGGCGUGCCUCACCGCGGAAACGCUUGAGAUGAAGCACCCAGUGGUUUUAAAGCGAUUGACUGAGCUGAUGCAGAAUGACUUUUCAGGGCAAGUAAAAGCCGCUGCUAUUCAAGCUCUGGGGAAGAUUGGCCAACUGAGCUCCACUCUGCAGGAGCUGCUCCUGCGUGCCCUGGACAGUGAGGGGGAGCCGCGGGUUCGAACCGCAGCCUGUCAGGCCAUCAAGAGUUUACACGUGAAAGGGCCGGAGCUGGAGAGGCUGCUCUUGGAGAGAUUUGAGCUGGAAACAAACCCUGUGGUUCGCAGGCACAUUAAGGAACUCAUUAAAAGUUCUGGAUACAGUCCUGAAGGAGACAGUGCCAGGACCCUGAACAUCAAAAAUCAGGUACGAGAUGGACCCUCACGAAAACAUGCGACCCAGUAG